AAUACGACACAAGAAAGUAAUAAUGGUACGUCACUUAUCAGAAUAUAUAAAAGCCCGUGACCAUCUUACAACAUCAGUUAUUCUAUACAUGUGGAUUAAAAGUGUAUGAAAAUAUGAUCAAGGCAACACAAUCUUGUAUAUCAUUUUGGUUAUUUUGUGUCUUGUUAAUGAAUAGAAUUAACACAACACCAAUACAAUCUUUGAAAGGAAUUCAUGUCGUACUUCCAAACACACCUCUAAGUGAACAUGGACAAUUAGACUUAGCAUUUUUAAUGGACACAACAGGCAGUAUGAGUUCGUAUAUAAAUAGUGCAAAGCAGAACAUCAGAGAAAUUGUAGAGGAAAUAGUUGCUACAUCCAGUAGCGAUGUACGAUUAGCAUUAAUAGAAUAUAGAGACCAUUCACCAGAAGAUAAGACUUUUGUCACCCGAAAAAAUGACUUUACGUCUUCGGUAUCCAUUAUGAAAUCGAGAUUGAAUUUUGCACGUGCUAGAGGAGGAGGUGAUCGACCGGAAGCCGUUGCAGACGCUAUGUACCAAGCAACUAAAUUGUCAUGGCGACAGGAUGCAACUAAAAUAUGUGUCAUGAUAUCUGAUGCACCUCCCCAUGGACUUGUGCCGUCUGAAGACACGUCAUUUCCGUAUGGAUCUCCAAAUGGUCACGAUCCUAUGCAAAUAGCUAGAGACUUGGCUCAGAAAGGUGUAACAUUAUAUAUUAUUGGCGUUGAGCCACCAAUCGUUCCUUACAAAGACUUUUUCAUGGGUUUAGCUUAUCUUACAGGUGGCCAGUAUGUCCCCUUGUCAGUACCACGUCUUUUAGUUAAUGUUAUAACAGGGGGAGCUCAGGAAGAAUUGUCAUUACAAAGGUUUCAUGCGGCGGUACAGCAGGAAAUCGAAAAAGCCUAUGGAGGAGGAGGCGGAGGAGGCGGGGGAGGCAUGGGAGGAGGCAUGGGAGGAGGUGGAGACGGACCGAUAAACAAAUAUCAGAUUGCCAAUUCUGUUUACCAGAAAUUACAAAAAUCAGGUGCUAAAUCGAAACAAUUAGUCAAGAACAAUAAAGCUAUAGAAGGCCCUUCGGUUAAUGCUAAAUUAUUAGCAUCGAAAUAUUCAAUGGCAGAAGUCCGAAAAGUAUUCAAAAAGGGAAUUACUCCGAGGACAUUAGGUGGAUUUAGUGGAAUAAGAGGUGGAGGCGGCGAUGGAUUCGGCAGUAAAGGCGGCGGGGAAGGAGGCGGCAUUGGAGGCGGCAUUGGAGGCGGAGGUGGAGGCGGCCUUGGAGGCGGCGGCGGAGGAGGAGGUGGCGGCGGCGGAGGUUUAAGUAUUCCAAAUUCAAGUGCUAGUGACAUAUAUUCAGCAAAAGAAUCUGGAAUUACCUUGGAACAAAUUAACAGAUUAGUUGAAAGGAAGACGGCAAGAUUACCGAGGGCUUAAGAUGUUAAAGUUACUUUUUAUAAGUAGGAAAUUGUAUAUGUGUGUAUGCCAUAUAUGCAUUCUUCUUUCUAUAUUAAUUCAGUUACAUUAUAACAUGCACAGUAUUGUUUGUUCCCUUGCUUAAUGGUGUCACUUUUCAUAAACGGAAUUAAAUAUUCUAUUUUAUACUAAAUAAGAAACUUAGUAUUUUUGAUAGACCAUUUCGAUUAUACCAGGUAUACCUGCAGUAAAAGAAUAUUCGCCUUAGUUAAAAA
Messenger RNA from Mytilus californianus (California mussel), 1681 nucleotides. RefSeq lists its product as uncharacterized. Lineage: Eukaryota; Metazoa; Mollusca; Bivalvia; Mytilida; Mytilidae. Gene Ontology annotation, biological process: peptidyl-threonine phosphorylation. The coding region runs from base 114 to 1427 and encodes 437 amino acids. Gene Ontology annotation, molecular function: protein serine/threonine kinase activity. The transcript has a single exon. The record is from RefSeq and is a predicted model, not a curated record. Gene Ontology annotation, cellular component: cytoplasm.